This is a messenger RNA of Durusdinium trenchii, 1162 nucleotides long. The record is from the annotation of a GenBank genome assembly. Lineage: Eukaryota; Dinophyceae; Suessiales; Symbiodiniaceae.
CUUUCUAGUUGUGUUGUUUGUGCCAAGUGGCUUUUCCCUAAACCGCGCUGACCAUGGCCGGCAUGAUGGGUCGCGGUUCCAUGGUCCAGGCGAAUCCUAGAACCAUGGCCACAGAAUGAAACGCUUCGAUCCCUUAUUGAUGGUGAUGAGGCGGGAGCAACUCCUCGAAGGAGCACAGCGUCUGCUCGCACGAGCCGCACCAGUCGCACAAGCCGCACGAGCCGAGCCAGCCGAGCUAGCCAAGCCAGCCAAGCAUCGAGGCAGAGCCAGGCAAGUCAAAGUAGCUCCAGGAAUUCAGGACCGGUCAACACUUUGGUCCACGCCUCUCCAGGCCUGGAAUUUGCCAGAGGAUGAAGUGAAUCCCAGGGAGUUCAGACGGGUCAAGAAGUACCUGGCAUUCUGUCUCCUUGGCACCAUGAUCGGCUUUGCCAUUGGCGGUGCUGGAUUUAGUCUCCCAACGCCUGCGAAAGAAGCGAUGAUGGCGGGCGGCUUUGCCAUCAUCCCGAUGAUGAUCUGGUCGUGCUUCUGCAAGAUGCUGCCGGUGAUCUCACCACGGGCCUACCCGGCAGAGUAUCGAAUUUGGGCACGAGCUCUCUACAAGAAUCUUGAUGAGUCAGUGAGGUUCUCCUCCGUGAAGGUGGUCCGAAUAAAAGGCGAACGGCCCAUCGUCAAGUGCUUGGGCGAUGUGCAAGAUAUCCACAAGGGCUUGGCCGUGCUGCGGAUUGGCAAAAACUGCAGUUGCUGUCUGAAGGAAUACGAACCUGAGGAUGACGUCGCCGUGAUUCUUUGUGGACAUUUGUACUGUGAACAAUGCCUGGCAGAAUGGGUAUGCUCUGGCAAAAAAGCAGGGUCCAUGUGCCCAAUCUGUCGAUUUGAUUUCACCUUGGAGAGCAUCGACCCAUCAAAGAUCGACUCCUGAAGCGUCCAGGAGGGCGAGCUGGCGAGCUGGGGCACAGCUUGUGGCGAGCUGGGGAGCCAAUCCGCUGUGACUCCGUCGGGAUGCCUCUCUGGUGAUGUUUUUUCGCGAUGCCAUCAGUGGAAGAAGUGAAAAGUGAAUUCAGGUGACCGGUGAUUGCAUGGUCCGCAACGCAUCUCUUCACUGUAUACUUGUUGCUUUUCACCACUACGGGUCCUUCCAAACUGAUGCUGAACGCUGAACAUG